This is a messenger RNA of Cryptomeria japonica (Japanese cedar), 846 nucleotides long. RefSeq lists its product as uncharacterized. NCBI's taxonomy places the organism in Eukaryota, Viridiplantae, Streptophyta, Pinopsida, Cupressales, Cupressaceae. The record is from RefSeq and is a predicted model, not a curated record. Bases 1 to 846 code for a protein of 281 amino acids. The transcript is spliced from 4 exons.
AUGGAGCCACCUGAAAUCAUAGACUUACAGGUCAAAUUAGUUGAGAAACAGACAACUCAACCAAAAGUGGACAAUCCACCAGAAAUAGAACAAACAAAGAAACCCCAAUCUCCACCAGUCUUACAUGAUACUCAGAAGGAGUCUAUGGAAAAUGUUUUCACUCAUACUUCUGAAAAGGAAACAAAGAAGAAUCAAGAGAAAGAAAUCAUUAAGGUUGCAUCCUUUGAACCAACAAAGAAACAACAAAUUGAUGAGGAUGAUGAUGAUUCAUUGAGCAUUUCAGGGCCUAUUGAUGAUGAAAACAUGAGUGCAUCUAAAAUGAUGAAUAUUAUAGAUCCGAUAGAAAUUGUAUAUGAUACCACUAAUAGUCAAGUAGUUGGCAACUCUGGUGAAGCUAGGCAGGAUCCUUCGGAGAUAGAAAUCAUUGCUAAGAUGAUGGCUAGAGAGAUAGGUGAUGCAGGAAAGGCUAAAGGUGAUGGUGAGGAAGGAGAAAAAGAUGUAAAUUCAGAAGAAGCUGUGAAGGAGAAGGCUAACCAGAUAGCCCACCUGCAACCUUCUAUUUCAAAGUCUAAGGAGGAUGGGUUGGACUCUGUUUUCUCUUUGGAUGAGGGUUCUGACAGUGAUCCAACGAGUGAGUCUGAGGAGAGUAUGGAUGACUCAGAAGUUGAAAGAAAGGAUGAGAAUGUGAAGGAGUUGGAGGAUCACAAGCAGAAAAAGAGUCCAGAAGCUGACCAGAACUUGGAGGAGGUGAACACUGGAGAAGUUCAAAGGGCUGAUGACAAAGCUACUGUUGGUGACACCCCAAAUAAGGAACAUGACAACUCUGGUAAGAUUGAUCUCUCCUGA